AAAUACUCAAAGGUGGAAAGGUGAAGCAAAUUGAGUGGGAGACUCACUCUUGUAUGGUGCCUGCACCCUAAAAUACUAAUUUUGAGCUUUCCACAAUCAAAGUCAAUCCAAAGAUGUUCGGAGCUCAAGCUUCCACUUCUGCCUUCGGCACUCCUUCUUCCACCCCUGCCUUUGGCACUCCUUCUUCCACCCCGGCCUUUGGAACUACUCCUUCCACUCCGGCUUUUGGGGCUCCUUCUUCCACACCGGCAUUUGGCACUCCGUCUUCGACACCGGCGUUUGUCACUCCUUCUUCGACACCGGCCUUUGGCACUCCGUCUUCGACACCUGCGUUUGGGGCUCCGUCUUCGACACCGGCGUUUGGAACUCCGUCCUCGACACCGGCUUUUGGAACUCCAUCAACGCCGUCUUUCGCUACGGGCUUUGGCGGCUCCUCUCUUUUCUCCACCCCAUUCUCUUCUCAAACGCAACAGCAGCAACAGACUUCAUUGUUUCAGCAACCACAGCCAUCCAUCGCGGCACCCUCUAGUGGUUUCGGAUUCCAGACUUCGUUAUCCGCCACUCCUUUCCCCAAUGCUCAAUUGACAACUCAAAUGGCUCCCGUGGCCCCUCUCCCCUUCUCUCUCGCCGAUCGUGACAUUCAAGCGAUUGUGGAUGCUUACAAAGAGGAGGCUGGGAACCCUAAGUAUGCUUUCAAGCAUUUGUUGUUUAGUGUAAUUGAACCACAGUUCAGGGGAAAGGCAGCUGGUGUAUCAGAUAUAAUGUGGGCAGAAGCUAUGGCGAAACUGGAGGGUAUGGAGAGUUCUGAUCGGGAAAGACUCUGGCCUCAGCUUGUUCAGGGUUUUAAGGAUCUUUCACAGCGGUUGAAGCUACAAGAUGAAGUCAUUGUUUCAGAUGCUGAGAGGUUGCGAAUGACCCAGAGCAAUGUGAAAAUGCUUCAGAGGCAUUUUCAAGCUGAAACUCUUCCAUGGAUCCAGAGAAUGAGACAAAAGGAGCAAAGCCUCCAAAGACGGCUCUUAAAGAUGAUGAGAAUACUGGAAGCAUUAGAAGGUAAGGGUUGCCGUGUGCCUUUAAUGAAAGGGGAAGUUGAAUUGGCUGAGAAGUUGGCUGCAAUAACUAGACAGUUGAAAGGAUCUGGAGCCGAACUUUCUAGGAGGGUUCAAAACCUGCUAAUCGUAUCUCGUGUUCAAGCAAAUGCUAUUGGUGCUGGAGGUUCUCUUUAUCUUCCAGGAUCAACUAAAAUACAUGAGCAGAGUCUUGCCGAUAUGCAGGAGGUAUUACAACAGCAAACAGAGGCCAUUGCAAGGCUUGGCAACGUUUUGAAGCGAGAUAUCAGGGAUAUGGAGAUAAUAAUGGCUGAAGACACGGAUAUGACGGAAAAUGUGAAUUAGACGGCAGAUCCCUCUGAAUCAUGGCUGAAAACAAAAACCCGUGGGCUGCCAAGUAGAAGUGAAGCAGAGGCUUAAUUGUACAAUGAUUGAUGGAAGUAUGAAAGAGUAGCCUUUCUCGUGGCCUUGCUUUCUCACGAGCAGUCUUAACGAAAUUCGUGGGAAUAGGUUCUUAAUGCUGGAGCUGAAUCAAUGUUUAUUUAAAACUGUGUUUUUGUAUUGCUUUCUUCAGGUCAAAUCAACUUGAUCGAACUGAACAACUAAACAAACAAAUAUGAUCAAUAAAUGGUUUUAAAAGAGUUUUAAAUAA
Gossypium raimondii (Peruvian cotton) is the source of this 1698-nucleotide messenger RNA. Its product is annotated as nuclear pore complex protein NUP54. Gene Ontology annotation, cellular component: nuclear pore central transport channel; nuclear pore. Lineage: Eukaryota; Viridiplantae; Streptophyta; Magnoliopsida; Malvales; Malvaceae. The record is from RefSeq and is a predicted model, not a curated record. The transcript has 10 exons. Gene Ontology annotation, molecular function: structural constituent of nuclear pore. Gene Ontology annotation, biological process: protein localization to nuclear inner membrane; NLS-bearing protein import into nucleus; nuclear pore organization. The coding region runs from base 114 to 1391 and encodes 425 amino acids.